Molecule: messenger RNA, 632 nt
Organism: Misgurnus anguillicaudatus (oriental weatherfish)
Lineage: Eukaryota; Metazoa; Chordata; Actinopteri; Cypriniformes; Cobitidae
Source: RefSeq, a predicted model, not a curated record
UGUUGUGGCUUUCAGGAUUAGUUAUUUAAAGCAAGAGCCGGUGGAAAUUUCCCACGCCGCUCCGCGCACGCUCAUUCAAACCUUUAAUACGCAACCGUGGUAACAGAGCAAAUAGAGAAGUCGAUUACAGCAUCAUUAUCCGGCGGGAAUGCGCCCUGCUCGCUCCCGCACGCUCAUCAUCAUCUCUACAGGGACUAUCACGAAACAAUUUUAUGGAGCCUCAGUUUCAAACGAACCAUAUCCUGCAGAUCACUUGAUGAGACACAUCGUUUUAUAUAACUACAGAUCUGUUAUUCCACACACACCCAUGGGUAAGAAAGUCUUACAGUGUUUUCCCUGGUAUAAACGUGGUAAAGACAGGGGUAAGGGCAGACUGUGUCCACCUCCGGCUGUUCCAUCUGUUGAGGUGCAACCUGUAUUUUCUACGAAAGUAUCCUGGGGUUAUGACGGAGAUGAGAGCACCACACAUCCCGUCUAUUUUUCCCAUAAAGCGCGAGUGGCUUAUCGCCACCAGAUGGACGGCAAUAUUAUCGAUGCCACCUGCUAACCUCUGGGCUGCUUUCCCAGAAUCCAUCGCCUUUUACUUACCUGUAGACUUCAAGAGAAAGAACCAUAAAAGCCAAUUUUGUAAA